CACACAGAGAGACACAGACACACACACACACACGCACGCACACACACAGAGGUCCGUGGAUCUAUUCGUGAAGAACUACAAAGCACAGGCACACGGCGAGCGGCUCGAGUCUGUCAGCGCGAGGAGAGUCACAAUGGUCGGGAUUCCGGGCGCGUUUCAAUACAGCGCAGAGAAGAACGUUCCUGCCAUGCCAGGUUCCCCAGUGGAUGGAAAGACUCAUUCCAGACCAACCGUCUCCGUCAUGCCCCCUCUACCCUCCGUCAACCCCAGCGGACCUCGACCGGCAGCCUUCUCCACCACAGCAUUGACUAAUGGGAUCAAUCACUCUCCGCCGAUGCUUAACGCCAUUCCCUCGCCACCUCAGCGCUACAGCAACGGCCCUUCAUCAUCAUCUUCCUCCUCUCUGGCCAAUCAGCAGCUUCCAGCCACCUGCGGCGCGCGACAGCUGAGCAAACUCAAGCGCUUCCUCACAACACUGCAGCAGUUCGGCAACGACAUCUCGCCCGAGAUCGGAGAGAGCGUCCGAAACCUGGUGCUGGCGCUGGUGAACUCCACCGUCACCAUUGAAGAGUUUCACUCCAGACUGCAAGAAGCUACAAACUUCCCCCUGAGGCCCUUCGUCAUUCCCUUCCUGAAGGUAAACGGCCAGGCUGCGCUGCAUAUGGAGCUCGGAUUUGUCUCUUAUUUAUUUUUUAUGAUUUACUCCAGAAGUAAAGAGAAUGGUUUCCACGAGCGUCCUCCCGCCUCCCUGGAGCCUCCUGCCAAGCGCAUCUGCACCAUUAGCCCCGCCCCCAGACACAGCCCCGCCCACCCGCUGCAGCUCCCCGCCCAGAUGCACCCGACUCCGCCCCCUCUGCAGCACUACGCGCUGGAUGACAUCAGCACACCUCACCUGUACAGAGAGCCGCAGCGGGUCCCGGAGCUGAAGGAGCGGCCGCGGCUGACAGGCAGUAACGGAGGCUUCCGUGAGGAACCUGUAGACCACAGACUGACAGACAGAGAGUGGGCUGAAGAAUGGAGACAUCUGGAUCACGUGCUGAACUGCAUUGUGGACAUGGUGGAGAAGACGCGGCGUUCGGUGAGCGUUCUGCGGCGCUGUCAGGAGUCCGACCGCGAGGAGCUCAAUUACUGGCGACGACGCUCAAACCCACACGACGACGGGCGCAAGAACGGAUCGGCCGCAGGGAACGCCCCGUUCAGCAAGACACACAGCCCUCUGUCAGCAGAGGGAGUCAACGCAGACUCUCAGAGGGAUCUUCCCCUGCGCGCCGGCUCUGGCUACGUGCCUGAUGAGAUAUGGAGGAAAGCUGAGGAAGCGGUGAACGAGGUGAAGCGUCAGGCGAUGGACGAGGUGCAGAAGGCCGUCGCCGAUGCCGAGCAGAAAGCCUUCGAGAUGAUCACCACCGAGAGAGCCAAGAUGGAGAAAACCCUCGCCGAGGCCAAGAGGAAAGCCACCGAAGACGCCAUACAGGUCAUCAACGAGCAGGAAGACUCCAGCGAGUGCUGCUGGAACUGCGGUCGGAAGGCGAGCGAGACGUGCAGCGGCUGUAAUGCGGCGCGUUACUGCGGCUCCUUCUGUCAGCACAAGGACUGGGAGCGACACCAUCUCAUCUGCAGCCCGGGGCUCCAGGCGCAGCCCAAAUCCAUGCCACGCGUCCUGGCCAAAGCUCCGGAGAGCGGCCCGGUCCCGAGUCCAGGCCUGGAGAAGACCUCCAGAGCAUCCACACCAGCGUCCUCCUCCACGCCAGACGCCAGCGGACACUGAGAGCCAAGGACUCGAUGAAAGAGGAGUUUAACUGCUGGAUGUGACAGAAGCUGGACAGUCACACACACUUUUCCAGUUCAUGGACAGGAGGACGUGUUUUUGGCACCGCUCUGCGUGACUCAGCUUGCUUAUUUGGUGCAAAUGUGAUCUGUUUUACCCGCACAAACUGUUGUCAGUGUUUCGUGAGCGUUUGUUUGUAUGUGUGUGUGAUUGUGUCUGUAAAUACAUUAUCAGAGCAAUAUAAAAGUGAUGGAUUCACCAAAGCGGUCAAUGCUGUGAUCUGUUCAUUAUUAUCUGACAGUGUUAUCAGAGUUGCCAUAGAGAAUGUGUGUGUGUUAAACGUGGAAAACAAACCCUGGUCUGAAGGGACCAGUCUUGAUCAGGGUCCAGAUGUACGAUCAUCAGUUUCCGGUACAGAUUAAUCCACCAAACCAGGUCUUGAGCUGGUCUGUUUGUAUCCACAUGCAAAGCUCUGCGAUCUCAGGAGGAUGUUAUAUGUAUAUACUUUUAUUUUUGUUCCACUUGUAGAGUCGAGGCUGUUCCUUUUCUUUGAUUUCCACGUGGACGUCUUCAGCUACCUUCGUUUCGUUCGGUAAACCACAUGUUGAUUUAUUUUUUUUAUUAUAAGAAUGUGUAAAAUAUAACGGUGCAAGAGAAUGUUUAUUUUGUGAGCUACUCUGUGACAUUCGUUUCUUUCAGAAUCCUUGAAUAUUGGUAUGAAGUAGAUAUUAAAAAAUAAAGACAUUAA
This is a messenger RNA of Sinocyclocheilus grahami, 2513 nucleotides long. Its product is annotated as protein CBFA2T2-like. The record is from RefSeq and is a predicted model, not a curated record. The transcript has 11 exons. Lineage: Eukaryota; Metazoa; Chordata; Actinopteri; Cypriniformes; Cyprinidae. Gene Ontology annotation, cellular component: nucleus. Gene Ontology annotation, biological process: negative regulation of DNA-templated transcription; DNA-templated transcription. Bases 134 to 1765 code for a protein of 543 amino acids. Gene Ontology annotation, molecular function: transcription corepressor activity.